Molecule: messenger RNA, 381 nt
Organism: Aegilops tauschii subsp. strangulata
Lineage: Eukaryota; Viridiplantae; Streptophyta; Magnoliopsida; Poales; Poaceae
Source: RefSeq, a predicted model, not a curated record
AUGCGUCCACUCUGCUGCCUCCCUGAGCUCGUCGGGAGCGCCGCUGCACUCACUGUGAGCUUCUACGUCUAUUCCCCCUUCUCCCUGGCUCUCUCCCCUCCCGCUAACACCGAUGCCGUCGAGCCCGAGAGCUUGGCUCCGCCGGCCAUGUCGCCGCCGUGGCCACCAUUGCCCAGAGCUGCAACCGAGCACAUAGUCAUGCUCAGUGCACCCCCAGGAGGCCGUAGCACCCCUCCUUGCCACCUACCGUGCGCCCUAAUGCCGAACCCGAGCACGCCCGAGCUCCGGCCGCCGCAGCCGAGCUCGUGGCCGUCGUCUCCGGCCAACCCCAGCUCCCGCCGUCUGCUCCAUCAGCUGCGCGCGAGCAGCAGCUCUUCGUAG